GUAAUCUCAAUCGUAUCGUCCACCUCAACAAACCUUCGUCCACGCUUCGACUCCUGCAGGAGUGAGGGAGAGAGUGAUGGAGAGGUGCGGGAGCUGGGACUGCGACGCGGCGGCAGCGCAGAAGGCGGUACCGGCGCCGUUCCUGACCAAGACGUACCAGCUGGUGGACGACCCGGCCACGGACCACAUCGUCUCCUGGGGGGACGACCGGGUCUCCACCUUCGUGGUCUGGCGCCCGCCGGAGUUCGCGCGCGACAUCCUCCCCAACUACUUCAAGCACAACAACUUCUCCUCCUUCGUUCGACAGCUAAACACCUACGGGUUCCGGAAGGUCGUCCCGGAGCGGUGGGAGUUCGGGAACGAGUUCUUCCGGAAGGGGGAGAAGCAGCUGCUGUGCGAGAUCCACCGGCGGAAGACGUCGACGUCCGCGGCUCCGCCGUCGCCUCCGCCAUUCUUCGCGGCGCCUCACUUCCCGCUCUUCCACCCGGACGCCCCGCACCACCACCACCACCACCAGUUCGUGGGGGGAGGAGACGACGGGGCUGUGGCGGCCGCGCACGUCGGCGGCGUCGGCGUCGCCCUCGCGUUCCCGCACCCGCAUUGUUGGAGGGAGCCGCCGCACUCCGCCGCGCCGGUAGCCACGCGGCUGCUAGCCCUGGGCGCGGCUCCUCCGGCGCCGUCGUCCCCGCUGCCGGCCGCCGAUGCCGGCGGAGGCGGGCGCGCGGCCGUGCUGGUGGAGGAGAACGAGCGGCUGCGGCGCAGCAACGCGGCGCUGCUGCAGGAGCUGGCGCACAUGCGCAAGCUGUACAACGACAUCAUCUACUUCGUGCAGAACCACGUGCGCCCCGCGGCGCCCAGCCCUGCCGCGGCCGCGUUCCUGCAGGGCCUCGGCCUGCAGGCGCGCAAGAAGCCCGCCGCGGGGCCGCUCAACCACUCCGGUGGGAGCACCACGUCCAGCAGCUCGCUCACCAUCGCGGAGGAGGAGCCCUCGCCCCCGCCCCCGCCGCAGCAGGCCGACAAGAGCGCCGGAAGCAGCGGCACUGCGCGGUCUGCCGCCGACCGCGCGCCGCCCACCAUGCUCUUCGGAGUGCACCUCAGCGCCGCGCGAGGCAGCAAGAGGCCGGCUUCCCCGGAGGAAGAAGACGACCAGUCGCCCACGUCGCCUGCUGGGAAGCCACGGCUGGCGCUGGAGUGCGCCGGCUUGAGCCUGGCCGUCGCGGUGCCCUCCGCCGGCGCCUCGUCCCCUGCUAGCACUAGCUAGCUAAGCUCACUCACCUUGCGCGCAACCUGACGCGCGUUUGCAUGCUGCUGCAUGCAAACGCAACGGCGGGCGUGGCCGUUUUGUUGUUCUAGCUCUAGUUUGAUCGACGUGUUCCAUUUGAACCGGUAGAUCCAGAUGGGUUCUCUC
Messenger RNA from Zea mays, 1408 nucleotides. RefSeq lists its product as uncharacterized. Gene Ontology annotation, cellular component: nucleus. The transcript is spliced from 2 exons. The record is from RefSeq and is marked provisional. Lineage: Eukaryota; Viridiplantae; Streptophyta; Magnoliopsida; Poales; Poaceae. Gene Ontology annotation, biological process: regulation of transcription by RNA polymerase II. Gene Ontology annotation, molecular function: DNA-binding transcription factor activity; RNA polymerase II cis-regulatory region sequence-specific DNA binding. Bases 77 to 1261 code for a protein of 394 amino acids.